Molecule: messenger RNA, 918 nt
Organism: Protopolystoma xenopodis
Lineage: Eukaryota; Metazoa; Platyhelminthes; Monogenea; Polystomatidea; Polystomatidae
Source: the annotation of a GenBank genome assembly
GUAAUCUUCUCUGCUUCAACUGACCCCCUGGGUUCACUCUGUCUCGUUGGCCUGCGCAAUGCCAAUCAGACUCAGCGUCCUCUCACUACCCCACUCGCAUCCCCCGUACAUCAUGCCCCUUUAUCUUCUACAGCUGGGGCGGCAGUAAUCAAUCGCUCCUCCAUUCAUUUGACAGCAAUGGCCACCCCUCAACCACUUAAUCCGCCGUCAAUAGUAGGCACUAAUGGCACUACGAGCUGUACAACCAAUCAAUUGCCGUCAUCUUCACCCCCCCGGACCUCGGUUCACCCUUCCCCUGCCAUCAACAGCGGUCCCUCAACAGGCCAUUCUUUUUCUGCAAGUCGGCCCUCUUACGUUAAUCUCGCCUCUCCUGGAACUAUCCCCUUUACAUCUGGCGCUUUUGUUGCCAAUACCUCCUCUCUGCUAUCUGCCGCCCCAGGGCCUACUAUUACAAUGGCCCCCGGUGGUACUGUCUCGUCGGCCGGUCGACUGGGCUUGACGGAGAAGGAUGUGCAAAUUCUCUCGCAGGUAUUUAAAAUGAUCAUCUCUGUGUCUCGACUCGUCUCGGAGAUAGGGCCUGAAUUCGAAGCCUCGCUUAGUCUUCUGCACAGUCUGGCACAAGCAGAUGUAAGACGGACGAGCUUGACGAAUGGGGAGUAUAGUGAAAGCAAAGAGAACAGUUCCAGGACUUUCUUCCAGGACGCGGAUUCGUGUUCCACUCUGCCUGCUCGUUCUUCAGCAUCUCAGGUUUUCCUGGAGGAAACCGAUGACCUGCUGCGUCGAGUUCGCACAGUGCUCUUGUCCACGGCUGAGAUGCGCCAGCAUCAGGACGAUCCAGAGCGUUUGGUCGACCUGCAUUAUUCGCUUGCUAGGUCCUAUGCCAGCAAUCCCGCUCUCAGACGGGACUCUUGCGCGUGA